UCGAUGGCGCAAGAAGCUGGACAUACAGAGGAUCUGUUUGAUCCGUCAUUGUGUGACAAGUCUCAGCUAACGGAGAUUAAAAGGUGCGUGGAGGUAGGACUGCUGUGCGUUCAGUAUGAUCGGAAAGAGCGGCCCACAAUGGCGGAUGUUCUUGCGAUGCUAAAUGUUGUUACCUCACGGCAAUGGGCAAGCAGAAAGAACCGCGUGGCUGCCUGCUUGGUGUUACCAUCCUUUGAGUGAUGAGGUGACUGUUGGUUUUCUGACAAAAGUUAUGGAUGCGUCUGUGAUGGGGCUGGUUACUCUCAGUACUUUCAGUGCAACGUACCUACUGGCUUGGGGGAAUCCCGGCUCUACUUGCAUCUCAAAACCCAAGGACUCCAGUGACUCCAAGGAUUCCAGCCCAAGUUGGGUACAGGUUCUCAUCACCUCACUUCCUUUUGCUGUUUUCCCUAUUACACUCUUUGUGAGUGGUUUGGUCCAAGCAGCAGAAAAGGAUGGACAUGCCCUGGGCAUUGUCGCUACAUUUUGUCUGAUUGAGUUCAUUGUUGCAAUUAUUCUUGGGGGUGGGAUGACGGUUUGCAUGUCAGGAGCAUCGUGGAAACCCAUCGCAUUUGUGACUCUCUUGUUGAUUGUUCUCAUGGUUGUGAUGUGGGGCUUCAUCUUCAAGCACCCAAAGGUGAAAACACUGAUUCUUUUCUACCUCCCAUGUGUCUAGCUUUGUGUGGGCACAUUUCUAACAGAUUUUACUGUAUGCAACAACGCCUGAGGAAUUUUAUCUGGUCAACGUGCUUCCGUCUGGACGAGAUUGUUGCUGCGCAAGGGGUUGCUUUACCAGCCGAUGGGGACGUGCUGAUUGACGUUGUGGGAUUAAUAGCAAGGGCAUGAAGCAAAUUCUCAAUUAGGUCAAGGAUUAACUAAUGUCAUGUCGCAUCGGUAGCUAUUGAUGAUGAGCAUGAGUCGUCGUCGUGAUUAGACUAGACGCUCACGUCUAUUUUUGGGUCAAGUGGCACUACUGUUGAAUCAAGCCGCUUAGAUUUUGUCAGGAAUGAACCUGUGCCUGUAUAUAUCAUCUGGCGACCGUCUCUCGAUGGCCUUCCUCGACAAGUCGCCACUCACACGAGCACAUCAAUGUGCUACUCUG
Phragmites australis (common reed) is the source of this 1141-nucleotide messenger RNA. RefSeq lists its product as uncharacterized. The record is from RefSeq and is a predicted model, not a curated record. The coding region runs from base 164 to 715 and encodes 183 amino acids. Lineage: Eukaryota; Viridiplantae; Streptophyta; Magnoliopsida; Poales; Poaceae. The transcript has 3 exons.